Molecule: messenger RNA, 1215 nt
Organism: Fusarium fujikuroi IMI 58289
Lineage: Eukaryota; Fungi; Ascomycota; Sordariomycetes; Hypocreales; Nectriaceae
Product: related to spore coat protein SP96 precursor
Exons: 1
Coding region: 1-1215 (404 amino acids)
Source: RefSeq, a predicted model, not a curated record
AUGUUCGCGAAGGCCUUCACUAUCGCCACUAUGGCUUCCUUUGCCAGUGCUCAUAUGCUUAUGGCCAACCCCAAGCCUUAUGGCAACCCCAACAACUUUCCCCUGGCCGCAGACGGCUCUGACUUCCCCUGCAAGGGUAAGGUCAAUGAUGGAUCUGGCGAUAACGUCUACAAGCAAGGCAGCACCCAGCAGCUUUCCUUCACUGGCCAAGCUGUCCAUGGUGGUGGCUCGUGCCAAAUUUCUCUCACCACAGACAAGAACCCGACAAAGGAUUCUGUCUGGAAAGUCAUCAAGUCCAUCGAGGGAGGCUGCCCUGCCAAGGGCCAAGAAGGCAACAUGGGUGACAACGCCGAUGCUCCAGACCCUUAUAAAUAUGAUUUCACCAUUCCAAAAGAAUUGGCGGCCGGCGAGUACACUCUUGCUUGGACCUGGUUCAACAAGAUCGGUAACCGCGAGAUGUACAUGAACUGUGCCGCUGUCACCAUUGAGGGCAGUGGCGGCUCCAAGGAUCACCUCAACACUCUUCCGGACAUGUUUGUCGCUAAUGUCGGUAAUCAAUGUGAGACUCCUAGCGCCAAGGACCUCGUGUUUCCCAACCCAGGAAACGACGUCGAUAAGUUCAAUGGAGCUACCGAGGCCUGGGGUGCACCUGAUGGUACUGGUUGCAAGACAGAGGCGGGAUCUGCUCCCACUGGUGGUAAUGGCACUUCUGCGCCCACCGGUGGCAACGACACUCCUGAACCUACGAGUAACUCUGGUUCUGAGCCUACUCAGUCUGCCCAGCCCCAACCUACCCAGCCUGCUGCUUCUCCUAGCUCCGGCUCCGGCUCCGGCUCUGGCGGUGCAUCCGAAAUUCCUGGUGGCGCCUUCAUCACUGUUUCCCAACCAGCAGCUUCCCAGCCCUCUGCUACUGAGGCACCUGCUGCUCCCGAAAACCCAAAGGAAGGUUCUGGGUCAGGCUCCGGCGAGGGCUCCCAGGAUGGCGACUCGGGCUCUGGCAGCGGUGGCUUUGCUGCUGGAACUGCUUGCACGAACGAGGGCGAGUGGAACUGCAUUGGUGGAUCGACUUUCCAGCGUUGCGCCAGUGGUGCUUGGACUACCGCUCAACAGCUCUCUUCUGGUGUCACAUGCACACCCGGUCAAGGUGCUGACAUUGCUAUGACCACGAAGCGAGGCAAGAGGGAUAUGCGCCGAGCUAUUCGUGCUCACUCAUAA